GUACUUCCCGCCAGCUCACGCUACGUCACCAGCCGGCGUUUUGUCUACAAACAGUAUCCAACAAAAUAAAUCUAGAAAAAUCUGCUAAAAAACAUGAUGGAUAAGCAAUGCAAAUUACUAUUUAGUUUGCUAGCUCUAUCUCUUGUAUUGGUAUCUGCCGCUCAGGAAUCAAUCAGCAAAGAAAUAACAAUAACAAAUGUUGAAAGAACGAUCAAUUUAAAAACUCAUAUUCCGAAAGUGAUCAGCCUUCUUACCUUGGAAACAACAAGCGCAUCUGGAGUCCAAUCAUUCCAUUACGCUAUAGAAGGCUAUUACAGGAAGCAUGUACAAUACGUAGGUGCUGUCUUCAAGAAAAAAGACGAGGAUGAUGAGAGAUUGGUAGCAACACCGGUAAAAGUUACCGGCCAAAGUGGUAAAUUAUUUUACAGAAUUGAUCUUAAGAAAAAGCUAAUCCCCGGAAAGAAUGCCGUGGUUGAAGUUGAAAUUUUUUUGGUUGACUCCCUGAAACCCUACCCAUCUGAAAUUUCUCAAACCGAAAAGCAAUUGGUGAAAUUUGAAGGCAAUGUUUAUCAAUAUUCUCCUUACAAAAUCUCCAAGCAAACCACUACUGUCAAAUGUGCCUCUUCAAACAUAGUCAGUCAUUCUAAAUCACCAAAGCCAGUAGAACAGAAGGAAGCUGUUGUUACUUAUGGUCCAUAUGAAGAAAGAGAGCCUUUCACCGAAGCCGCUUUAGACCUCCAUUUCGAAAACCACAGCCCCUUCCUUACAGUUUCCAAUUUGGAGAGAUUGAUAGAAGUUUCACACUGGGGAAAUAUUGCUAUCGAGGAAUCAAUUGAUAUCCGCCAUGCGGGAGCAGUUUUAAAGGGUUCUUUCUCAAGAUACGAUUACCAACAUAGUAGGGAUCAGGGAGCAAGCAUCAAGAGCUUCAAGACAUUAUUGCCAGCCGCAGCCCGAGAUGUUUAUUAUCGGGAUGAAAUUGGAAAUAUUUCUACAAGCAACUUGAAGGACUUGGACGAUGCCAUGGAAUUGGAACUCCGCCCACGAUUUCCUCUCUUUGGAGGUUGGAAAACCCAUUACGUUUUAGGUUACAACGUCCCAUCAUACCAAUACUUAUAUCAUUCCGGCGAUCGAUUUGUCCUAAAGCUACGCUUCGUUGAUCAUAUCUUCGAUGAUCAAAUCGUCGAGCAGGCAAGAGUCAAAGUUGUUUUACCGGAAGGUGCUUCUGAUAUUAAAUUGAAAACUCCAUACCCAGUUAAGAGGGAAGGAGAUGAACGUAUUUAUACUUAUUUGGAUACUGUUGGAAGACCAGUUGUUGUUUUGAGUAAGGAAAAUUUGGUUGAAAACCAUAUUCAAGAUUUUGAGGUUUACUACACUUACCGUCGAUUCUUUAUGCUACAAGAACCUUUACUCGUUGUUGGAUUUCUUUAUCUACUUUUCUUGUCGGUUAUCAUUUACAUGAGGCUUGAUUUUUCAAUAACCAAAGACGAAGCUGAAGAAAGUCGUCUCCGAGUCAGUAGUUUGAUAGAACAACUACAAGCCGCCCAUGAUAGAAGAUCUGCUCUCGUCCAAUCCUAUGAAGAUGCCAUUAAUAAAUUCAAAUCGUCUAAAGACAGUAAUGCUUUCACAUCUGCUAGAAAGAAGAAUGACGCCGACUACAAGCAGUUGACUGGGCAAAUUGACUCUAUUGCUCAAAAGCUAAAAGCAGAACAGUCUGAAGAGGCCGACAAGGUUGCCGAUUUGCAAAAAUUGGAUAAAGAACUUCGAGAACAAGUUCUUGCCUCAGUGACGCAUGCUGAGAAAUUAGUCGCUGGCAAAUUACAAAAGCAACAUUAUUUGGAAUUGGAGCAAGCCGCCGCUAACAAGCGUAAUGAUUUGUCAGCGAAAAUGGAUAAUUUGGUUGCGUCUAUGUAA
This is a messenger RNA of Dimorphilus gyrociliatus, 1911 nucleotides long. The record is from the annotation of a GenBank genome assembly. NCBI's taxonomy places the organism in Eukaryota, Metazoa, Annelida, Polychaeta, Dinophilidae.